CCACUCGCCACUUCGGGUGCAGUUUCUCGAUUACUGGUGAUCGGUACGUUCGCGCGCGUUAUUUGAAUUUACCUUCGAAACGAUUUGAAAGUGACAUUUUUGACACUUUGUGAUUGGUUUAUUGGGAUUUUGUGUUUUUUUUUUUUGAAAGUUGGCAACAUGAUACCACGGCCUAGGUGUAAACUUAGGACGUUCCUCUAUAUAAGUAUAGCAGUCCUAAUUUUAGUACAACUUACUUUAGCGGAGAAGGAAAGAGCGACUAGACGUAGAUUAAGGCGCCCGCUGAAAUCCACCUCCUCACUAAGCACGAAAGCGGCCUCCUCCUCACUAACUAGUAGAAGUGGAGGCGAUCAAGAAGUCUCUCCGAGCGUGAGCAAGUUCCGUAGAACUCGACCGGGACAUAAAAAGAACUCGGAUAACGCGGUGAGCGCCUCCACCGGCAAGAAGGACAAGGAUGGAUAUAAGGUCGUGUGUUACUACACCAACUGGUCACAGUACAGGGUCAAAGUGGGUAAAUUUACCCCGGAAGACAUCCUGCCGGACCUCUGCACCCACAUCGUGUUCGCCUUCGGGUGGCUGAAGAAGGGCAAACUGUCCUCGUUCGAGAGCAACGACGAGACCAAAGACGGCAAAGUGGGCCUGUACGAGCGCAUCCAGAAAUUAAAAAAGGCGAACCCGAACCUAAAAACCCUGUUGGCGAUCGGCGGUUGGUCGUUCGGCACCCAAAAGUUCAAGGACAUGUCCGCGACGAGAUACGCCCGCCAGACGUUCAUCUUUAGCGCGAUCCCGUUCCUGAGGGAUCGCGGCUUCGACGGCCUGGACCUGGACUGGGAGUACCCGAGCGGUAGCGUGGAUAAGAAAAAUUUCGUGCUGCUGCUCAAGGAACUGCGGGAAGCGUUCGAGGCGGAGGCGCAGGAGGUGAAGAAGCCGCGUCUGUUGCUGAGUGCCGCGGUACCGGUCGGUCCCGAUAACAUCAAGGGCGGUUACGACGUGCCCGCGGUCGCCUCCUACUUGGAUUUUAUCAAUUUGAUGGCGUACGACUUCCACGGGAAGUGGGAGAAGGAGACCGGACAUAACGCGCCCCUGUAUUCGCCCAGCUCGGACAGUCAGUACCAGAAACAGUUGAAUGUCGAUCACGCGGCCAAUUUGUGGGUCAAGUUGGGCGCGCCCAAGGAUAAAAUGAUUAUCGGUAUGCCCACCUACGGAAGAUCAUUCAAACUAUCGAACCCCUCCAAAUACACGGUACACUCCCCGGCGAGUGCCGGAGGAAACGAGGGAAAAUACACCAAAGAAUCCGGAUUUUUGGCUUACUACGAGAUAUGCGAAAUGUUACGUAACGGCGCCACUUAUCAUUGGGACGAAGAAAUGAAGGUGCCCUACAUGGUGGACGGGGACCAAUGGGUGGGAUUCGACGACGAAAAGUCCAUCAGGAACAAAAUGAAGUGGAUCAAGGAGAACGGAUUCGGCGGUGCGAUGGUCUGGACCGUUGACAUGGACGAUUUUUCCGGCACGGUAUGCGGUGGGGAAGUCAAGUAUCCUUUGAUAGGAGCCAUGAGAGAGGAAUUGCGAGGAAUUUCCAGAGGCAAGGACGCCAGGGACGUGGACUGGCAAGAGGUGGCAGGGGCCACCGAGGAGGAGGACGAAGAAGAGGAGGAGGAAGUGAUGGAAAAACCGAAACCCUCGAAAAUCGCCGUGUCGGAGGUGCUCAAACGUGCCCGGAAACCAUCGACGAAGAAGGCCCAUAAAACCGCCAUAAAUAAAAAAGUGCGUAAGCCCCAAGUGUUUUGCUACAUGACCAGCUGGUCCCAAAAGCGUCCGGGCGCGGGGAAAUUCACCCCGGAGAACGUGGAUCCGGCCCUGUGCACCCACAUCGUUUACGCCUUCGCCACAUUGGAGGAUCACAAGUUGGCCGAGGCGAGCGACAGGGACCCGGAGAUGUACGACAAGGUGGUCGCCCUGAGGGACAAAAAUCCCGACUUAAAGAUUCUGUUGGCUAUUGGCGGUUGGGCCUUUGGCUCCACCCCGUUCAAGGACCUCACCGGCAACACAUUUAGGAUGAACCAGUUCGUGUACGACGCGAUCGACUUCCUCCGGGAAUACAAGUUUAACGGUCUGGACGUCGAUUGGGAAUAUCCCCGAGGUGCCGACGACCGGGUUGCCUACGUGUCCCUCCUGAAAGAACUGAGGGUGGCGUUCGAGGGCGAAACGAAGACCAGCGGCCAACCGCGACUUUUACUCACCGCCGCCGUGCCCGCCUCCUUCGAGGCGAUCGCGGCCGGCUACGACGUCCCGGAAAUAUCAAAGUACCUUGAUUUUAUCAACGUGAUGACGUACGACUUUCAUGGGCAAUGGGAGCGAACCGUCGGCCAUAAUAGUCCGCUGUUUCCGCUAGAGAGCGCCACCAAGUAUCAGAAAAAGUUGACUGUGGACUACUCGGCCCGCGAGUGGGUAAAACAGGGAGCGCCCAAAGAAAAACUGAUGAUCGGGAUGCCGACGUACGGGCGCAGCUUCGAACUGGUCAACACCACGCAGUUCGACAUCGGGGCGCCGGCCAGCGGCGGCGGCAAACCCGGCAAAUACACCGCGGAGGCCGGUUUUAUGAGUUUCUACGAGAUCUGCGAGUUCCUGCAGGAGGACAACGUCACCCUGGUGUGGGACAACGAGCAACAGGUCCCGUUCGCUUAUCGGGACAAUCAGUGGGUCGGAUUCGACGACGAGAGGAGCUUAAAGACCAAGAUGGCCUGGUUGAAAGAGGAAGGUUUCGGUGGCAUAAUGAUUUGGUCAGUAGACAUGGACGACUUCCGGGGUUCCUGUGGGAACGGCAAAUAUCCGCUCAUAAACGCGAUGACGCAAGAACUGGAGGGAUACAAGGUGAAAUUGGAAUUCGAGGGUCCGUACGAAACGAACGUGGCCUCCGGACAGUACACCACCAAAGACCCCAACGAGAUCACGUGCGACGAGCAGGACGGACACAUAAGUUACCAUCCGGACAAAGCCGACUGCAAGAUGUACUACAUGUGCGAGGGAGAGAGGAAGCACCACAUGCCCUGCCCGGUGAAUCUCGUCUUUAAUCCGAACCAAAACGUCUGUGAUUGGCCCGAAAAUGUGGAGGGGUGUCAGGAGUUCACGCCUGCGCCCAGCAGCUAGUUUUCGUCUUCUUCUUCUUCUUUAUUUGUUAAAUUAUUAUUUAGUGGUCGUAUUUGGGGCUCCUCCGUAUACCGUGAUUUUAAAUUAUUGUAAAUAUACUUCUGUUUUAGUGAUUUUAAUACGCGCCAAGUUUGUGGGCUAAAAUGAGUUUUUUCAAAAAAAAAAAAUAAAUAACGAAA
Molecule: messenger RNA, 3326 nt
Organism: Anthonomus grandis grandis
Lineage: Eukaryota; Metazoa; Arthropoda; Insecta; Coleoptera; Curculionidae
Gene: Cht7
Product: chitotriosidase-1
Exons: 13
Coding region: 160-3147 (995 amino acids)
Biological process (GO): chitin catabolic process; carbohydrate metabolic process
Cellular component (GO): extracellular region
Molecular function (GO): hydrolase activity, hydrolyzing O-glycosyl compounds; chitin binding
Source: RefSeq, a predicted model, not a curated record